Tripterygium wilfordii is the source of this 1536-nucleotide messenger RNA. Its product is annotated as protein FAR1-RELATED SEQUENCE 5-like. NCBI's taxonomy places the organism in Eukaryota, Viridiplantae, Streptophyta, Magnoliopsida, Celastrales, Celastraceae. Bases 314 to 940 code for a protein of 208 amino acids. The transcript has 3 exons. The record is from RefSeq and is a predicted model, not a curated record.
GGUCAAUCCAGAUGCAAUGAGUCCUAAUGAACCAAGCUUGAGAGAGUAGCUUGACUGGUGAGUCUAUAUUCCAAUAAGCGAAAUAAAAAUUGCAGGAGUCUCUGUUGUCCAUGUUAAAGCAGCCUCUAACUUGCAUUGCAAGCAAAUAUCUCCAUUUGUUGACACUUUAUGCAGCCGCUAUCCUUCCGUAAAUUUUCUUAAGGUACUUUUUUAAACAUGGAUAGCUUAAUUGCCACUUGUGAUAAUAGUCCUUCAAUGAGAGAUGAGGAGCAAAUUGGAAUACCAAGAAUUGGUAUGGAAUUUGACACUUUAGAUGGUGCAUAUCAAUUUUGGAAAGCUUACUCAAAAAAGAUUGGUUUUGGUGUUAGAAAAGAGUACAACAACAAAAAUCGAAAAACAGGAGUUGUUGUUAGUCAAUUGUUUGUGUGUUGCAAGGAGGGGAAAAAAAAGGAAAAAAAAAGAUGAUGAUGACAUGAUCCGCCACCAUUCGUCUACGAAAACUGACUGCAAGGCAAGGUUAAAGGUAUUUUUAGAUAAACAUAGAGCAAAAUAUAUUGUGAAUGAGUUUGUUGAACAACAUAAUCAUGAGUUACAACCUCCGACAACAAUUCACAUGCUUAGAUCACAUAGAGAGGUUAUUACGGCGCAUGCAUUAGCAAUUGAAUUGGCUUCUGAUUCAGGGCUUACUCCUAAAGUAACACAAGAAUUAAUGAGCAGGGAAGCUGGUGGUGGGGCUAAGCUUGGGUUUUUUAUUGAAGAUCAAAAAUCAUAUUUAAGAUCUAGGAGGGAAAGAAAUAUUGGAAGUGGGGAGCUUGGUAGUAUUUUCUCAUCUAUUCAAAGAGGAGUAUGGUUUUGUCGAUUCAUAUAUAGUGAAGGAGUACAUACAAGACCCAUAUGUAUAUAUUGUUUCUCCAUAUUGGAAAAUGGAGAAACAAUAUAAGGUUUUUUGUGACACUAACAAUGACUUGAUGACUUGUAGUUGCAAGAAGUUUGAAAGUGAGGGGAUGUUGUGUUGUCAUAUAUUGAGAGUGUUUAGCCGGCUUAAUGUAACGAAAAUUCCAGAGAAAUACAUUUGCCAUAGACUUACGAGAGUUGUGAAGAGUCGGAUUGUCUUAGAUGAAGGGAAGCCAAAUGAAGAAGAAGAUGGUAAGAUUGGACUCGAAGAGUUCAAUCACAACUCUUACGGUUAACAUAUCAAGCUUCAAUGAAUAAAGAUUCACGUAUUAUCAUGGAAUCAAUGAUAAAUGAGUGUAGUAAGAAACUUGAAGAUUUCACAUUGUGUAAGGAAGAUGAGAUUGAGAAAGUGCUUCAAAAUAAGGUUAACAAUCGAAUGGAAAAUGUCAAAGGAUUGAAGAAGAAGGAAGGUCAAAAGGGAAAGGGAAAGGGAAAGAGAAGAAUGAAACCACAAUAUGAGACGCAUAGAAGAAAAGUUAAGAAAUCUUGCAAUCCUAAUAUGGUAAUUUUUAAUUUUUAAAUACUUUUAUUUUGCUUAUUUGUUUUUGCCAUGGUUGAUGUUUGAGAUUUUUUAUUUCUUUU